AUGCUCGUAUCAACAUUCGAAAUGAGAGAAAAUUAUUUUGACUUUGCUAAGCGAGUAAAACUGAUAGACAAGAAGGAUUCGAUGAGAAGGAAGACAAAGUCUGAGGAUCCAGACUCAAGACAAUCUCUGGAUGUUUUCAAGAAGGACUAAUCUGAAUAGCUUCACGAUGAGUACAACGAACUAGUAGAGAGACACUAGUCCAUGAAGCAAUAUAAGAUGACUCUAAACGAUUUUGAGGUUGUAAAGGUCUUAGGAAGAGGAGGAUACGGCAAGGUCUUCCUUGUUAAUCGGAAAUCGGAUAAGAAAGUAUUUGCCAUGAAAGUCAUUAAGAAGGACAGAGUCAAAAACCCCAAAUAGAUCACAAGGACUAAGACUGAAAGAUACAUACUUGAGAAACUAGAACACCCGUUCUUAAUGCACUUGAAAUAUGCAUACACUACAAAGGACAAACUUUUCAUGAUAAUCAAUUACUGUCCUGGUGGAGAACUUUUUUACCAUUUGCAACGAAUGGACUUCGGGUUAAGUAAGGAACACGUAAGCGAUAGGACAGAUAGUUUCUGCGGUACUGCAGAGUACAUGGCACCUGAAGUCAUCCUGAAGAAACCAUACACUAAAUCUGUAGACUGGUGGAGUCUUGGUGCGCUUAUGUAUGAGAUGCUUCACGGGUUGCCACCAUUUUACACAAAUAAGAGAGAGAAAACAUUUGGUUUAAUAGUUAAUAAUGAUUUUGUAUUCACGAAUAUAUUAAGUCAAAAUGCAAUGGAUCUAAUAACAAGGCUUUUGACUAAGAAUGCUGAGAAAAGAAUCGGCAACAGCGACUUGGAUGCAGAGGAAAUCAAACAACAUCCAUUCUUCAAUGGUAUUGAUUGGGACCUUCUAUUCUAGAGAAGGAUUUCUCCACCAUUUGUCCCUGAUCCUAAAAAGGCUGAUCAGCUUAAGUAUUUUUCUUAGGAGUUUACAGAUAUGGCUAUUGAAAAAGAUGAUUAACUUAAAUUCUCCUAGAAUUCAAUUGGUGGUACAGGAACUGGUGGAGGUGGAGCAGGGGAAGAUAGCUCAAAUCAAAGACAAAGUGAGUGGUCUGGCUUCAGCUACUAGGGUUCAGUCAAUGACUCCUCUAUGAAGAUUAAAGUAUCAUAAAUUUGA
Stylonychia lemnae is the source of this 1143-nucleotide messenger RNA. Lineage: Eukaryota; Ciliophora; Spirotrichea; Sporadotrichida; Oxytrichidae. The record is from the annotation of a GenBank genome assembly.